UUAAAAUUCAACUUUUCCGACAAGCUGAGCUUUUUUUCCCCGGCCACGUACUUUAUUUUCUACAAAAAUGUUCUAGUUGUUCGAUUUUUGAUCAAAAAAAAUCAUCUUAUGACCUGUUUUCAUUACUUUUUUCGGGUCCCCCGUAAUAUUUCUGCAGAAUUAUGUUAUUUUGAUUUUUUGCCAUAUUUUUUUGCAAUAACUCUUCCGGUAUAAAUAACGUUUUCAAUGCAAGAGUUUUCAAUUUUUUCAAGAAAAAAAACUUGGAAAAAAUGUUACGUGGAACUUUUAUUCUUCUGAUUUCGUCUCUGCUGGCAGUUGAGGCAUUUAUUCGCCCGUCGUAUUACGGUGGCGGUGGUGGAUAUGAUGAAGAUUGCGAUUGUGAUACUUCUAGUACGGUAGUAGUACCCACCAGUACACCUACCACAACUACAGAAGGUCCUACCACGACAUUGAAAUUGACAACCAUAUGCCUAGAGGGAUGGACAAAAUACCCAAGAACUCCAUCGGCAAGUAACAAUAAUCAGGACGCGUAUUGUCUCAAAUUCAUCUCAUCUAACACCACCAUCACCAUCAACAAUGCCUCUCAAAUAUGUCAGCAAGCCGGCGGACACCUAACUGCUUUUGAGAACGAGAUUGAACGACAAGCUAUUAUGGCAGAAGCUGGUGACCAUAUCACCAAGACCAUCAAAUCUACAAUCGGAGCAAUUGCGCUCGCUGGUGAUCGUAUCAAACAGUGCUCAACUAAAAAUUCAACAAUCAUCGAGAAUCCCCCGUGCAACGAUAAGACAAAAGUGUUCACCCUCCCACUUACGGCCCAGACGAAUCCAGAGUAUUUGUGGACAACUUGGGCUCAAGGAGAGCCAAGUGCAAAUUGGUGGGAAUACGAUAUCGAGGAUUGCCUCCAAAUGUUCAUAAAUCCGUCCAAUAACACCGGAGCAUCGGGACGAAUCAAUGAUUUCUACUGUAACAGGCUGGUGGCUCCGAAUGAGCCAGACAAUAUCCGAUACAUGAUGUACGGAGCGCUGUGUGGACGGGAUGUUGAAAUGGAGGCCGCUGGGUGAACAAAUAUUGAGAAUAUUUAAUGAAGAGAUGUAAAAUUU
Caenorhabditis elegans is the source of this 1100-nucleotide messenger RNA. It is a transcript of the gene clec-147, whose product is annotated as C-type lectin domain-containing protein. The coding region runs from base 270 to 1061 and encodes 263 amino acids. The record is from RefSeq and is marked reviewed. The transcript is spliced from 4 exons. Lineage: Eukaryota; Metazoa; Nematoda; Chromadorea; Rhabditida; Rhabditidae.